CAGACCACUGCGCCAUGCCUACGCUUUAUAAUUCAGCAUCUUGGGAGCCGAGGGGAUCCUCCUCAGCCGCCACACCGACACCGGCCGGGGGCGUGGAGAGGCCGCCUGCGCUUCGGGAAAGCGGCAGGAGGCAAACCGAAGCCCUGGCCGCGGGAAACGAAGAGCCGCUCCUCCAGAUCGCUCUGUCUGCCCGCAUCUAUCCUGCUCCUUCUUCCCGUUUUCUUUUCACCUGAAAAAAAUAAUUCAGGAAUUCAGAAAGAGAAGGAGGCGGCGGCGGAGGGUCGGGGGGGGGAAUCGGAGGAUACGGCGGGCUUGCAAGGGAGCGGAUCGUUUCUGGACAGCGGUGGGCAGAGUCGAGCAGCAUCUCCUCUCCUCGCGGAUACUGCAUUGACUGCCUGGCGAGCCCCCUUCGUGCGCUGAUCGAACAAUACAGGAGGCAGCAUCGCUCUUCUCUCUCUCUCUCUCUGCCCCCCCCUAAACCCGGCGUCUCUCCUUCCCCUCCUUCCCGCGCUCGCCCCCCCCCUCAGCCCGCCUGGAGGGAGGAAGGACCAAGAGUGAGGGCUUGCGGGGAAAGUUGCAAUUCACUUGCGGGGGGCGGGUGGAGGGAGUGCGGGGGCGAUGCCUCCUGAGUCUGAGCUGCUGCUGCUGCUGCAGGAGGAGGAGGAGGAGGGCAGAGCGGGCUUUUCUGGGGCCAGGAGGGAGCCAGCCCGGUGGGCAGCUGCGGUCAUACCCGGCUCCGACUGAAGGAGGAAGGCAGGAAGGGAAGCAAGCGCUGGAGUGCAAGCAUCAUCAUGAAGUCCUGGCCAUCUCAGGCGUUGGGGAUGCUGCUGGUCUGGGGCUCCCUGUGUAUUUGCCUUUCGGUAUUGGAAGACCCUGGCACCGAGGGGAUGAGCUCAACCUCUUUAAUGGACUUCACAUCCAUGUCCCACGUAGAGUCCCUGGAUUCGAGUGAACAGACCAACCUGGAAGUGGCUGAACCUGAGCUUGUCCCAAGUGCCCUGCAAGCCUCACCUGGGUCAGGAUUUUCCAGUGAGGAGAAUGAAGACACCAAGGUUUUACAGACACAGUAUUUUUGGGAUGAUGGUGGAGACAUCAAUGAUUCCAGUCUGUAUGUGGGGCCAGCAUCAGAUUAUAGUUUCCCACUUGGCUCCCAGAAGGCCUUGCCUAAAGGAAAUGGGACAAAGAUAGAAGACCUCCAUGAAGUGCCCUCUUUCCAUCCAUCACUGGAUUCCAUUGAACCUGACUCUGAAACACCUUCCACCAGUGUCCUUGAGGAAGAGGAAGGAUUACUUCCUAUAAAUCAGUCCAAGGGAGCUUCUCAGAGCAGCCCAAAGCCCAAAGUAACUUUUCCUGAAGCACCCAGGCAGGAUUCAUUGUACUCUAUCCUUUUCUCUACAACAGCCAGCAGAAUGGGCCCAGUAGCAGAGGUGGCUACAGCUAGACAGGAGGAAGAACCCACUCCUGAACAUGUUUCCUCAGGCUUUGACCUAGGUAGCAGCAUGGGCCCCAGUCUCUUGCCUCUGUCCUCCAUUUUGUCAGCCACUCCUAAAGGAUCUCAGCUUGUCUCAGAAAUUUCCCCCAGUAUGACUUCAGAAAGUGCAGUGGGAGCAGGAGAGGAGCUGAUGAAGACCACGACGACAACAGCUACAGUGAGAGGUGAUGUAAGUGAAGCGGAGACCACAGUAAGUAAGGAGAAUCAAAAGCCCACAGAAGGAGGAGGAAUGGGACAAGAAGGGACGAUGGUUAAAGAGGCCACUGAAGUGGCUGAAACAGAACAAGAGGGAGAAUAUCUUCUUACAACAGGAAUUCAUGGGAAUGGCACUCAAGCUACUGAGACGGUUACCAGGACUGCUAGCAGUCCAUCAAAGCCAAGCUCACCAGUCGAUUUCUGGGCCUGGACUGAUAAGCCAAUACCUACCCCUAUUUCCACAGAGAAUGUUACCAAGCUGCCAGUCACAGCAGCCACUGCAGGAGAACGGGGCUUUGUACCACGAACAGAUGUUCGCAUGGCUGUAUUGUCCACAGGAGUCCCCUGGAGUUUGACACAGGUGACUUGUAAGGACUGGAGCAACCUUGCGGGCAAAAACUACAUAAUUCUGAACAUGUCAGACAACAUUGACUGUGAGGAGUUCCGAGUAGAGAGGGGCCUCCAGUUGUUGGCAUUGGUAGAGGAUGCUUUCUCCAGGUAUAAAAACGGCUUGCAGGGCCAGUGGUUGAUUUCCCUAAGUAAACCCAAUGAGAACGACAAACACCUGCUAAUGACCUUGGCAGGAGAACACGGGGUUGUUCCAACAAAUGAUGUUCUCCUAGCAUUAGGUGACAUACGGAGGAGCUUAGCUGAGAUUGGAAUCCAGAACUAUACAACAACCACAAGUUGCCAGUCACGUCCCAGCCAGACCCACAGUGAUUAUGGGAAACUGUUUGUGGUGCUGGUCAUCAUUGGAUCAAUCUGUGUCAUCAUCAUUAUAAUGGGACUGAUUUACAAUUGCUGGCAGAGGCGCCUUCCCAAGAUGAAGAACAUGUCACAUGGUGAGGAACUACGGUUUGUCGAGAAUGGCUGCCAUGACAAUCCCACCCUGGAUGUAGCCAGUGAUAGCCAAUCAGAAAUGCAAGAAAAGAAACCGAGUGUGAACGGUGGGGGAGCUGUUAACGGACCAGAGAGUUGGGAUGUUCUCAUUAACAAGCGGCCAGGUGAAGAAGGAGAGGUGUUUGAGGAAGACACACACCUUUAAAAGAGGAGUCCUUGUGCUCUGAUUGCACUCUUGCUUGACUUAAGGGCCAUAUGGGGAGGGUGGCUCCUCAGGAACUCAUUUUUCAGGUUGGGAAUGGAUCUGACCAUCAUGGUCCCAAGGCACUAUCACAGUCCUGGAGCCAGAAGGGCCACCCUGAGCAGAGGGGGUGGGGGUGGGUGGGGCGUGUUUGUGUGUUGUCAGUAGCGCCAAUGCUUUAAUCACGUUUAAAAUGCACUUGCUCUAGUUCUUUUGUAGAAGUAGAGAAUGGCCAAGUUUUGAAAAUAAAUGGUAUCAAGGCUUAGUGCUGCCCCAGCCUUUAUUGAAGGAUUUGUCAGUUACAGGCCAGCUAUACGCAGAAGCAACGGGGUCCGCUGUCCAUCUCAAAAGGUGCAAUAAGAGGAGCAAUGAGGGAAACCUGUGCAUCUUUCUUCUUUUAAAAAGGGAAGCAGUGGAUUAAGACAGUCUUGUAAUUUGUCACUUAGGCUGUUGCCUAGCACAAGAAUCUACACCAAGUGGUUUGCUAGAUUUUCUGUUCCAUCUGCCAUGUGAUACACACAUACAAGUGGCUUGGGCUAAUGUAUCUUUUUGUAGGCUGAUGGGUUGUGGGUUUUUUUAACUUCUCUGUAUGAUUGUGUUAGCAGGCAAAGGUAUUCUUCACAGGCACCAAAUGUUCUGUAUUGUCCUAAUUCUAUAUUCCAACAAGGUACUGUAUCUCCACCUCCCCACUUGCCAUGUUCUUAGAAGUAGGAACUCCUGUGUAUCAACAUAAUUUUCUAAAAAUCUGAAUUAGAUCUAACCCUGAAUUGAUCUAGCUUGAGUGGUCUGAAUUAGGAAAAUGGUUUUUCUAAUGCAGAAUUCCUGUUGUGUCACCAAGGCUCCCAGACUGGCAGCUGGAGGGCUUAAGGGAGGAGAGUGGGCAUGACACCUUAUCCUGGGAGGUCCCUCUCACUUCACUUAAUGGAUUUACUAAACAAUAAGAAUGAUUAAUGCCCCUAGUAUUGUUGGACCUAUUUUGAAUGAAACAGAUGGGAAAGCUGAGGCCCUCUUCUGUACCAUGCAGUGAUUUUUGCUUUCAUUCUACCUUGCUAUAUGCCAAGGAUAUACCAGUCAGAAAAAAAUGAGGCUAGUUUAUCAAUGCCCUUGAGAUUAAAGUGAAGUCCUUUGCGAAUGUGUCUCUGAUAUGCCUUGGGCAAUUCAGAAUGCCCCAGGCUUCUCUGCAAGCUCUUCAUGAGAAACACUUGCAUGUGCAGAAUGUUAUCUGGCCUUCUAUAGACAGUGGGGUUGAUUUUGUCUAAGGAUGCGAUCAGAUGGGCAUUUAGCCUGUUGUUUGAUCUUCUGCAGGGACAUAUUCAUUCGCUCCUUUUUCUGGAAAUCACACAAUGUAAUCACUAGAGCAGGGGUCUCAAACAUGCGGCCAGGGGGCCAUUUGCGGCCCGCCCGAUGAUAGUUUGUG
Messenger RNA from Pogona vitticeps (central bearded dragon), 4185 nucleotides. It is a transcript of the gene PODXL2, whose product is annotated as podocalyxin like 2. The record is from RefSeq and is a predicted model, not a curated record. Gene Ontology annotation, biological process: leukocyte tethering or rolling. Lineage: Eukaryota; Metazoa; Chordata; Lepidosauria; Squamata; Agamidae.